GUUGUUUAGUCUUUGUUUCUCGGCCACUUACUCAGACCUGCAUGCUCACCUUUGAUUAUAAGUGCCCAUCGCCGUCUGCGAUCCCACCCAGAUCUGUGAAUCACUUCCUUCGUCGAUUCCUAUCCACCUCAAGGAAGCGACCGAGCGCCCAUCCAAACCGCUGUCCAACGCAAAAGCAUAGGAAGCGAAAAAUGGGCUCCGCUCAAAACCAAGUACAACCCUGCCACGAAGAAGAAGACCCAUGCCUCAAAGCCCUCCUGUACUCUAGCUAUCACGUCUUCCCAGUGAUCCUGCACGCCGCCGUCGAGCUCGACCUCUUCGGGAUCAUAGCCCGGGCCGGCCCCGGGGCCUACGUGUCGCCUGCCGAGGUGGUCGCCCACCUCCCGACCCAGACUCUCGAGUCGCCCGAGAUCAUCGACCGGGUCCUCCGUUGCCUCGCCAGCCACUCGCUCCUCACGUACAAGUCCGAGACGUUUGACGAGGGGAGGACCGUGGAGAGGCGGUACGCGAUAUCACCAGUCGGGAAGUACUACGUCAAGGAUGAGGAUGGCGGCUCCAUCGGCUCGCUCUCUCUCUUCGCCUUCCACCGAGCCACCAUCGACGUCUGGCUCCAAGUCAAGGAAGCAAUGGUUGGAGGAGGCAACUUGUUCCAGAAGGUCCAUGGCAAGACCAUAUUCCAGUACAUGAAGGAGGACUCAACCCUGAACAUGUACUUCAACAACGCGAUGGCCGAUCUCUCCGCGACGCAGACAAAGAAGAUCCUCGAGGUCUACCAUGGGUUUGAUGGCAUCUCGACUCUCGUUGACGUUGGCGGUGGAAAAGGCGCGACCCUUAACAUGAUCGUGUCGAAGUACCCCUCGAUCAAGGGCAUCAACUUCGAUUUGCCCCAAGUCAUCGAACAUGCUCCUCCUUAUCCCGGCGUGCAGCAUGUCGGAGGGGAUAUGUUCGCGAGCGUCCCGGAGGGCGACGCGAUCAUGAUUAAGCGCACAUGCCACAAUUGGAGCGACGAGUCGUGCAUAAAGUUCUUGAAGAACUAUUACGAGGCGCUGCCAAGAACAGGAAGUUGAUCGUGAUGGACUUCAUAAUGCUGGACGAGCCGAAGGAGACAACGGCGUCUCGAUACGUGGAUGCUCAACAACGCCAUGUUGAUCCGGCCGGGAGGGAAGGAGAGGACUGAAAAGCAGUUCGAGUACCUGUGCAGAGGAGCUGGAUUCACGGGCUUUAAGGUCGCUGCCUAAGCUGUGUCUGCAUUGGGAGUGAUUGAGUUCACUAAGUGAUUGGAUGAAACUCGACCUGUCUCUGUUUUCUUUUUCCAGGCGGUCUUAUGUACUAGCAGCAAAUAAGAUAUUGUGGAAUUCAAUGUCUGCAAUUAAGAUUUUCCUCUUCUGGUUUA
This is a messenger RNA of Eucalyptus grandis, 1393 nucleotides long. Its product is annotated as caffeic acid 3-O-methyltransferase. The record is from RefSeq and is a predicted model, not a curated record. Gene Ontology annotation, molecular function: O-methyltransferase activity; protein dimerization activity; S-adenosylmethionine-dependent methyltransferase activity. The transcript is spliced from 4 exons. Gene Ontology annotation, biological process: methylation. Lineage: Eukaryota; Viridiplantae; Streptophyta; Magnoliopsida; Myrtales; Myrtaceae.